Messenger RNA from Zerene cesonia (dogface butterfly), 1346 nucleotides. Its product is annotated as pro-resilin-like. The record is from RefSeq and is a predicted model, not a curated record. Lineage: Eukaryota; Metazoa; Arthropoda; Insecta; Lepidoptera; Pieridae. The transcript is spliced from 5 exons. Bases 88 to 1278 code for a protein of 396 amino acids. Gene Ontology annotation, cellular component: extracellular matrix.
UGGAUCCGAGUUUCAUAAAGCAUACAUAGCCCUUUGUGAGAGCAAAGGGUGGAUAACAAUUCUAUAACGCUUUAAACUUUUCUCACAAUGAUUUUAUGGAUAAUCUGCUUAACAGCAUUGGUGUGGACUACAACGAAAUGUGAGCCACCUGUGAACAGCUACCUACCUCCCUCUGGCUCGGGUUCCGGACCAUCCUCUCAAUAUGGAGCGCCAGGCUUUGGACAAAGAGGGCGAGGCCAGUCGGGCGGGCCUCAAUCUCAGAGAUUCCAAAAUCAACCUUCCGAUAGCUAUAACGCACCUGGCUCAGGACAAUCCUUGUCUUCUGAAUAUGGCCCGCCCGGCCGGGGUUCUGGCUUUUCAGGAGGUUCCGGCCGCGGUUUCGGUCAAGGAAACUCUCCCAGCUCUCAAUAUGGAACUCCCAACGGCCCUUCUGGUUUCGGCGGUGGCCAAUCAUCUUUCGGUUCUGGUGGUCGUCCGCAGACGUCUUACGGAACACCAAAUCAACAAGGUGGUGGUAGUCCCUUCGGUGGUCGUAACGCCCAAAGGCCUGAUAGUACAUACGGAACACCCUCGAGCGGUUUUCAGUCACCUGGUGAUUUUGGCUCUGACGGUUUGUCUGGAUCUGGCUCGUCUCGCCCGGGUGGUAGAGGACGUCAACCUCAACGAGGCUCACCUUCGUCAUCCUAUGGAACCCCUGAUUUCGGUAAUGAUUUAGAUGGUAAAAGUCAAAAUUAUCGUGGAUCAGGGGUAGAUGGUUCUAAUGAACCAGCCAAAUAUCAGUUCAGUUACGAGGUAGAUGAUGCUGAAACGGGUACAAAGUUUGGUCACUCGGAGCAAAGGGAUGGUGAUGUAGCGAUAGGGGAAUAUAAUGUGGUUCUGCCUGACGGUAGGAAACAAAUCGUUGAGUAUGAGGCUGAUCAAGAUGGAUAUAAGCCUCAGAUACGAUACGAGGGCGAUGCUUCUGGCGCCGGUUCUGGAUCUGGUUUCGGAGGCGGUCGUGGUGGCGGCCAAGGUUACCCAAGAGGAGGUGCUAAUGCUGGUGCUAAUGCCUUCGCUGGUAGCGAAGCGGGAUACCCACAAUCAGGUUCUGCGGGAGGCUAUCCACGAGGUUCAGGAUCUCAAGGAAGACCUGGAUUUGGAGGUGGACCCGGGCAAGAUGGGCAGAGCGGUUACCCCGGCCGAGGUUUUCCAGGACAAAGUGGUGGCUUUGGGACUGGUGGCGGUGACGAAGGUUACCCCAGUGGUGGACCUAAUGGUCCUAGAGGAUCCGGAUACUGAAUAAUACAAUUACGACUGUAGCUAAACAAAUACUCACCAUUUUAUGCUUUGUUAAUAAACAAUGAAAC